This is a messenger RNA of Mytilinidion resinicola, 1059 nucleotides long. RefSeq lists its product as uncharacterized. Gene Ontology annotation, cellular component: fungal-type vacuole membrane. Lineage: Eukaryota; Fungi; Ascomycota; Dothideomycetes; Mytilinidiales; Mytilinidiaceae. The transcript has 4 exons. The record is from RefSeq and is a predicted model, not a curated record. Bases 1 to 1059 code for a protein of 352 amino acids.
AUGCCACAACGAAAGCCAAGGAGAAUAAGGAGGCACUACAAGAAAUAUUGGAUUUGCUACUUCGUCCUGGGAGUGAUAGCGUUGGCGAUUGGGCUGCCAAUCUUAUUCCUCGUCAUAUUCCCCGCUAUCGCCCAACGGCUGGUGGACGAUGCGGACCUGCCUAUUCAUGCUGCGAUGAUCAUGGACCCCAGCGACAACACGUUGACAUACUCUAUGACGGCAUCUCUCAAGGUCCCUAAGCCGUUUACUGUCCGCAUUGAGCCCACCGUCUUGGAGCUAUAUCGACCCGAGACGAAGCAGCACCGAAUUCCUUACAUCAAGGUGGAACUGCCAGCAUUGAAACUCCACGGCAAUGCUACUGUCAAGGUUGAGGGGCAGCAAGCAACCAUUUUGGACAAGGACCAAUUCACACAGUUCCUAGCGUAUGCGGUCUAUAAUGAUGACUUCGAGAUGGCGGCGUAUGGGAAGACUACGGCGUACCUCGGAAAGCUCAAAGCGCAUAUUACGUUGGAUAAGACCAUCAAAUUGAAGGGUCUAAACAUGCUGAACGGCUUCUCGAUUGAUAAUGCCCAAGUAGUGCUUCCUCCGAAGAAGGAUGGGACUAAUCUGGUUGCUAACUUGACUCUGCCGAACGCAUCACUUGUCACAUUUGAGCUGGGAAAUGUGACUUUGAACCUCAAAGUCGGCGACUUAAUUCUAGGCAAUGCCACUAUCAUGAAUACUAUGCUCAAGCCAGGAAAUAACAGCGUCUACGCGCGUGGUAUUAUCGAUAUCAAAACCGGUCUGCAAAAUGUCGAACCCAUUAUCAAUGCCGAAGCGCAGGCACUGAGACGUGGCAACAUCGCAGUCUCCGCGUCAGGAAAUUCGACCAUAUAUAAUGGCACCCAUAUCGACUACCUUGAGAAGGUACUGAACAAUCUUACGAUUACCACGGAGAUGCCUAUUACAGAUAUCCUGGUUGAUUCUUUGGGAGGUUUGUUGGGUGACUUCUCAGGCGGGCUUAGCAGUCUUCUAAGUGGCUUGAAUACGACAAAUCCUUUGAAUCUAUUAGGAGGAUAG